This is a messenger RNA of Closterium sp. Naga37s-1, 2373 nucleotides long. NCBI's taxonomy places the organism in Eukaryota, Viridiplantae, Streptophyta, Zygnematophyceae, Desmidiales, Closteriaceae. The record is from the annotation of a GenBank genome assembly.
AUGAAAUUACCUCCAGCCGAAGCCCCUUCCUUGGAGGCGAAGCUGACGUGGACUGAUGACAGCAGCCGCCGGCUCCGCGUGGCCGCUCAGGCCGCGAAGGACGGGGGCUCGGAGCUGGCAGUGGGGGACUUGGAGGCGGAGGCGGAAGUCAUUGAAGCGCAGAUUAAGGCUCUGCGGCAGGAGAACGCGAAGCUGCGCGAGCAGAUGAUUUUCACGCAGGAGGGGCCCAAAGUGGUGCCGCCGCCGGGCGAGGGCAAGAAGAUCUUUGAGACCGACGAGUACCUCAACGCACACCGCAUCCACCUCGAGUACCGCUUCGGCCAGUACAAGAAGCUGCGGUGGGAGAUCGACCAGCACGAGGGUGGACUGGAGAAGUUCUCCCGCGGUUACGAGAAGUUCGGCUUCAACCGAGUGCACAACGGCAUCGUGUACCGCGAGUGGGCUCCCGGCGCUUAUUCGGCGUCGCUGAUCGGCGACUUCAACAACUGGAACCCCAACGCCGACAUCAUGAAGAAGGACGAGUUCGGCGUGUGGGAGCUCUUCCUGCCCGACAACCCCGAUGGCACCCCCGCCAUUCCCCACGGCUCCCGCGUCAAGAUUCACAUGGACACGCCGUCGGGGUGGAAGGACGCGAUUCCGGCGUGGAUCAAGUUCGCGGUGCAGGCGCCGGGCGAGAUCCCCUACAACGGCAUCUACUACGACCCGCCUCCGCAGGAGCGCCACGUGUGGAAGAAUGCGCGCCCCAAGCGACCCAGAGCGCUGCGCAUCUACGAGGCGCACGUGGGCAUGAGCAGCACUGAGCCGCGAGUGAGCACGUACGCGGAGUUCCGCGACAACGUGUUGCCGCGGGUGCGCGAUCUGGGGUACAACGCCAUCCAGCUCAUGGCCAUUCAGGAACACGCCUACUACGGCUCCUUCGGGUACCACGUGACCAACUUCUUUGCAGUGAGCAGCCGGUGCGGCACGCCCGACGAGCUCAAGAGCCUCAUUGACGCCGCGCACGGCAUGGGCAUCGUGGUUCUCAUGGACUGCGUGCACAGCCACGCGUCGAACAACGUGCUGGACGGGCUGAACAUGUUUGACGGCACGGACGGGCAGUACUUCCACUCGGGCGAGCGCGGGUACCACUGGAUGUGGGACUCGCGCCUCUUCAACUACGGCCACUGGGAGGUCGUGCGCUUCCUGCUCUCCAACCUGCGCUGGUGGCUCGAGGAGUACAAAUUCGACGGCUUCCGCUUCGACGGCGUCACCUCCAUGAUGUACACGCACCACGGCCUGCAGAUGGCGUUCACGGGCAACUACGAGGAGUACUUUGGGUUUGCGACGGACGUGGAGGCAAUGGCAUACCUGAUGACGGCCAACGACAUGAUGCACGGCCUCUACCCCGACUGCGUCACCAUCGCUGAGGACGUCAGCGGCAUGCCCACGCUCUGCCAGCCCGUUGCGUGGGGCGGCGUGGGCUUUGACUACCGCCUGCAGAUGGCCAUCGCUGACAAGUGGAUCGAACUGCUCUCCGAGCAGACGGACGAGCAGUGGCAGAUGGGGGACAUAGUGCACACGCUCACCAACCGGCGGUGGAUGGAGAAGUCCAUCGCGUACGCGGAGAGCCACGACCAGGCACUGGUGGGCGACAAGACCAUCGCGUUCUGGCUCAUGGACAAGGACAUGUACGACUUCAUGGCUCUCGAUGGCCCCUCCACUCCGCGUGUGGACCGCGGCAUUGCGCUGCACAAGAUGAUUCGCCUACUCACCAUGGCGCUGGGCGGUGAGGGCUACCUCAACUUCAUGGGCAACGAGUUCGGCCACCCCGAGUGGAUUGACUUCCCGCGGUGGGACUUCACGACCCCGGCAGGCAAGUUCAUCCCGGGCAACGGUGGCAGCUACCACCUGUGCCGCCGCCGCUUUGACCUGGCGGACGCCGCCUUCCUGCGCUACAAGGGGCUCAACGACUUCGACCAGGCCAUGCAGCAGCUCGAAGAGAACUACAAGUUCAUAUCAUCGGAGCACCAGUACGUGUCGCGCAAGGACGAGGGCGACAAGCUGAUCGUGUUUGAGCGCGGCGACUUGGUGUUUGUGUUCAACCUGCACUGGAGCAACUCCUACACUGACUACCGCAUCGGCUGCAACAAACCCGGCAAAUACAAGGUGGUGCUGGACUCAGAUGAGGGGCGCUUUGGAGGCUACAACCGCAUCGACCACAACGCUGCCUACUACUCCAAUGAGGGGUGGCAUGACGGGAGGCCGCACUCGUUCCAGGUGUAUGCGCCGUCGCGCACGGCGGUGGUGUACGGGCCGGCAGACUACGAGGACCCACUCAUCGAGUACUGCGAGGAGAACCCCGACACCGACGAGUGCCGCACCUACGACGAGUGA